Molecule: messenger RNA, 702 nt
Organism: Cryptomeria japonica (Japanese cedar)
Lineage: Eukaryota; Viridiplantae; Streptophyta; Pinopsida; Cupressales; Cupressaceae
Product: probable L-gulonolactone oxidase 6
Exons: 1
Coding region: 1-702 (233 amino acids)
Molecular function (GO): oxidoreductase activity; FAD binding
Source: RefSeq, a predicted model, not a curated record
AUGAAUUUCCUCCUCCUCUUCCUCCUCCUGUUAAUCAACAGCAAUGGCGUAUGCUGCAGCCCACCUGCUCCCCCAGUCAAAUGCGACACCGCCGGUUGCACAGUGAGCAACGCCUACGGAAUAUUCCCCGAUCGAUCGACAUGCAGAGCCGCAGCGGCCGUUUUCCCUUCGUCGGAAGAAGAGCUGCUGGCGGCGGUGGCGGCGGGCAGCCGCAACAAGCAGAAGAUGCGGGUGGUCACGCGGUGGUCGCACUCCAUUCCCAAAUUGGUCUGCCCGGGCGGAGAAGAGGGGCUAAUCAUAAGCACCCAGGAGCUGAAACGCGUGGUUAGCGUAGACGAGGAGUUCAUGAGAAUGAGCGUGGAAAGCGGAGCGGCUUUGGGGGAUAUAAUAAGCGCGGCCGCUGAAUAUAAGCUGGCGUUCCCACAGACUCCGUAUUGGAAGGGGCUUACAAUAGGGGGGAUCCUCUGUAAGGGGGCUCAUGGAAGCUCAGUCUUUGGGAAGGGAAGUGCUGUUCACGAGUAUGUUGUGGGGAUGAGAUUGGUGGUCCCCCUGAGAGGAGGGAAUGCAAGUGUCGUGACCCUCAAUUCCUCCCAUGCCGAUCUCGAUGCUGCCAAGCUUUCUCUUGGCCUUCUCGGAGUCAUUUCUCAGGUACAUUUGAAGCCGUCUAAAUUAUGUGAAUCAAGGAAUAUAUUUAAACUUUAA